UAUGAAUCACCUGCCAAGAAAAAGAGGGGUUUGGACACGUAUCAAGCAUUCGUACCAGAAGAGCAAGAGUUCCUGAAAGCCUAUGAAAAUAUGGAAUUCAGGAUCCGAAAUGUUCUGAACACUACGUACAAGAAGCUGACCAGCUCUCUGUCCCAGGAUAUGUCGGAUGAGAUUAAAUAUCUCAAGAACCGCCUCCUCACCUUGAAAGAAAAGUCUUCUCUGGACCUCAUUUACAUUGGGCUCGUUGGCAGCACCGGGGCUGGGAAGAGCUCGCUGUUCAAUGCCAUCAUCGAGCAGCAGUUCUUCCUGCCAGUGUUGGGGAACGAAGCCUGCACCUCGUGCAUGGUGCAAGUCAGCAGCAGCUGGACCAAAAACUAUGAGGCAAAAAUUCACCUUCUCUCACUACAGGAAUGGAAGGAGGAAAUGAAGAAUCUGGUGGAGUUUGUGCGGAAACCCGGGGUGGAGGAAGAAGAAGAGGAGGAGGAAGGGGAGGGCGAAGAUGUUGUAGGUGAAGCUGUCCAAAAGCUUCGAGCACUCUAUGGGAGACAUGCUGAAACCAGACCUUAUGAAGACCUGUUGAGGGCAAAGCCACUAGUAAAUAUUCCUGCCUCAAAAUGUAUUCUCCUCAAGGGAGUGCAGGCAAAAGAACUCUCUGACAAACUGGACCCUUAUGUGCGUUGUCAAAGUGACAAGGAUGAGGAGGAGCCAGCACAAGCGGAAGAGGAAGCCAAGAUGCGACUCUGGCCACUAAUCAAAUACGUGGAAGUGACUAUUCCGAAGUCCGACGUGAUUCCGGAAGGUGUCGUGUUUAUGGAUAUUCCCGGGACAGGAGAUUACAACAGCAAAAGGGACGAAAUGUGGAAAGAGAGCAUCCAUAAAUGUUCAGUCAUCUGGGUUAUCAGCGACAUUGAACGAGUUGUGGGGGACAAAGUCCAUGAAGUGCUGCUGACAGAGAGCAUCAAAGCUUACCAAGGCGGGAUGUGCAGUGACAUCGCUCUGGUGGUCACCAAGUCUGAUAAGCUGCAUCUGAAGGAAUACCUGAGGGAAAGAAAAGAAAAACACAAACCUAUAGAAACCAAACACGAUGCCAUUUUAGAGAGGAACGCAUCCAUGAACAAAAAGAAAAGCAAUGGAAUGAAGACAAAGCUAAAGAAAAUACUGCCAAGUGACUCAGAAAUUCUGAACAAGGCUGAUCUUGUUUAUACGGUCAGUGCUAAAGAAUACUGGAGGGAGAAGUUUCUCACUAAGGAAGAGACAGAGAUCCCCAAGCUGAGAAAGUACGUCAGGAAUAUCUAUCUGAAAGAGAAGAAGAAGCUCCUAGUGGAUUAUAUAACCAAGGCUCUCAGCAUUGUCCUGCUGGCUGAGAAUUUCAACUCCACACGAGACUUGGUGGAUCACUAUCAGCAGAGCGGCUUGGAAGGCUUUGUGGAAGACAAGAUCAAGGCUUUGGAGAAGGAGAUUGAGAAAUAUUUUGCCCAGCUGGAACAGCCCCUUAACGAAGGCGUGAAGCAAGCAAAAUUAUCUCAUCAAAAAGCAUUCUCUCGGCUCCUUACAUGAGACUCUGGCUACAGAGGCUUCCACAAGACCCUGAAAGCCGUGUGCCAGAAGAAUGGUGUAUAUGCGUCCCGGGUCUUCGCCCGCAUAGACCUAAAUGUUGCCCUCGCUCAGCCCAUCUAUGACAAAAUCAACCCCAUGUUCGCAAACAUAUUCAGGAUCCAAAAGGGAACCAGAGCCUUGCUGAAACCCUGCUUUGAUAUGUUCAAAGACUCGGUGCAAGAGAAAAUCCGCGAGGUUGGGAAGAAGAGCCCAGUGACCAGUGACCACUGCAAGCUCAAUUUCUUCAUUGAGGAAACAAACAUCAUCCUGAGGACCCUGGAAAGAGAGAUCCUUAAGAAGAAGAUGGCUGUCUACGAGUCCCUUCUGCUGUCCAUCCAGAGUGACCUAAAGCCUUACUAUGAAGAGGCGGCUAAGAUCCAGGGGUCACGAUCCUGCCAGAGGAUGCAAAAUACCCUCAAGGAGAACAUUGAGAAAAAGGCGGAGUGUGGAAUGUUUGAGGCGGCAAAGGAGAAGAUGAAGAUGCAGCUCCAGGAACUGAAGGACUCUGUCGUGACAAAGCUGCAGACAGACAUUUCCACCAUGCUCAAACUCGCCUUGUCUCACCAGGAAAAACUCACCGAGAAGCUGCCAGACUUACAGGCUGAAUACCAAGAAAUUGAAUGGACUCACAAAAUGCUGCAAAGAAUGUGACGUUCUU
Messenger RNA from Dermochelys coriacea (leatherback sea turtle), 2254 nucleotides. RefSeq names its product nuclear GTPase, germinal center associated (gene NUGGC). Lineage: Eukaryota; Metazoa; Chordata; Testudines; Dermochelyidae. The record is from RefSeq and is a predicted model, not a curated record. The annotation marks the transcript as partial. Gene Ontology annotation, molecular function: GTPase activity. The transcript has 17 exons.